UGCCCCCCGCCCGGGGCGUCUCCAUUUUAGCCGUGAGUAGAGAGGCCGCCGGGACGAGCGGUUUCUCGGUGCGGAGUCAUCAGUAGUCAGAGGUCCGAGUCGGCUCACCGCACUUCCCCCCUUCCUCCCGCUGCCCGCAGAGGCCGGGGUCGCGCAUGGCGGGCCUGGAGGUCCUGUUCGCGUCGGCAGCGCCCGCGAUCACCUGUGCGCAGGACGCGCUGGUCUGCUUCCUGCACUGGGAGGUGGUGACGCACGGCUACUACGGCGUGGGCGCGGGCGACCAGCCGGGUCCCAGUGAUAAAAAAUCAGAACUGCUGCCUGCUGAGUGGAACAACAAUAAAGAUCUGUAUGUUCUCCGGUAUGAGUCGAAGGAUGGGUCCCGAAAGCUCCUUGUGAAGGCUGUCAGCGUGGAGAGGAGCAUGAUCAUCAAUGUGCUGGAACAUGGCUCACAGCAAGUGUCAGACUUGACCCUCAACUUGGAUGAUUACAUCGAUUCAGAACACCUGCUUGACUUCCACAGGACCUUCAAGAAUAGUGAGGAGCUUCGGUCUCGUAUUGUGUCUGGAAUCAUCACACCUAUCCAUGAACAGUGGGACAAAGCUAGUGUAAGCAGUCCCCAACGGGAGUUUCCCCCUGCCACUGCCAGAGAGGUGGACCCGCUCCGGAUUCACCCACAGCACCCACACACUAGCCAGCAGCCUCCUUGGUGUGAUCCCCUGGGCCCAUUUGCUGUCGGGGGAGAGGACCUAGACCCCUUUGGGUAUCGGAGAGGUGGCAUGAUUGUGGAUCCCCUGAGAUCGGGCUUCCCAAGAGCACGUAUUGACCCAUCCUCAGGCCUCCCAAACCGGCUUCCUCCCGGCGCUGUGCCUCCAGGAGCGCGCUUUGACCCCUUUGGACCCAUUGGGACCAGCCCCGCUGGACCUAACCCAGACCAUCUCCCCCCACCGGGCUACGAUGACAUGUACCUGUAAAAGCCUCAAGAAUGUGACAUCCCAGCCUUCUCUCCACUCUCCUGGAGCUGCCAGCUCUGGCCCCGUCAGCAACCGAAUUCUUGCGGGCUGGAGGCAAGGGACACUGCCCACGUGUUUGCAGGCUGGCUGGGAUCGCCUCCCUACCCCUUGUCAGAGCCAAGGCACCUGCUGCAGCUCUCUGCUUGGCUUCAUAUAGGUCCCAAAGAGAAAUCAGUGUUUCUCUCCCCACCAGCUCUUUCCCACUUUCCAAGGGAGACUCUGGCAACAUAUACCCUCGACCCAAUGCAGCGCUAAAAGAACAACGCAUUUUGGAUGUUAUUAUUAAGAACCAAAUGUCAAUACAAAAGUCAUGUUGCCGUGUCCCACUUUUCUUUGCUGCACAGUUCCUUCCAAUUAUGAGACUUCUGAGUUUGAAUCUUUGUGGGGCUAAAUGACUCCUUUCUUGCCCAGGGCCCAUCCUUACUUCUCAGGCACCUUCCCUUCAUAAAUUGCUGUUGGCUCCUGACAUCACCAGGAUGGGUCCCAGUGUGCCUGCAUGGAUGAAAAUGAGUGACUGGAAAUGCCAUAGGCCACAAGGAUGGUUUCGCACAGGCAGACACAGAAAGACUGCAUGCUUCUAUGGAGGGCAGAAUCCUCCAGGUCGCCUAUCUGACCCAGUCCUGAGUCCGUCUGUGCCUGGGCAAAGGCAGCCUAUAAAAAGAACAGACCUGAGAGGCUAAUCUCUCUUACCACUAAAUUACUAAGUGCCCUAAGUCCCUCCCCCUCUCUGGCUUUUGUGCCCACCUGUGGAAUCAGGUGCCUUUCCUACUCUAAAAUCUUCAGAUGCCUGCUUCUGUGUAUGGUGACCCCUGGGAACUGGGGCAGAAGGAAAAUGAAGGUCCAAGGCUUCGUGUGGUACCUACAGAGUCUGUAACUCUGCUUCUCACCCCUUGUGGGGGCAGAUGAGCGCAGGAGCACGGGCUCCACCUGAGCAUGGUGUUGAACCCUGGGAGGAGCAGGGAGGCCAGCCUGGAAGCCACUGGCUGAGGUGGAUGGAAGAACUAGUCAAGCACGAAACAACCCAGAAAGGCAUUUCACCCCCUGACUGGUGUUCUCCGGAUCCUUUUCAGCCCAAGGCCUGACAGACGUCAGUGAUGGACCACGUGCUGGUCCAGCCUUGUGCUGGAGUGAAAAGAGCACCAUAGAGUACCAGGCUCAGAGGCCAGAGGUCAAAGGACUAGACACUUUGGCUCUACAACUAGCAUUUCAACCAUGUUGAGUCCUCUCACUUCUCAGCUCCUUGGGUUCCUUCCCCUUCCCCUAAAUUAGGACAUAUUUGCCUAUGGGCAGAGGGCUACCAGAGCCCUUCUGAGGAUUCUGUGAAUGUGCUAUAGCCUGGAACUGCCUGUCUGCCCUGCCUGCAAGUGGGUUAGGGGCAAAACAAACCUGCACAUAGGCUCAGGGUCAGCCUAAGAUGGAGGCUGGGCCUGGAUGGGAGGCUAGCCUGAGUGGGCUCACUGGGCAUUUCUGGCAGACCCCAUCUCAAGCACUGAUCUAGUAAAAGACCACCUGAGUCCUUGAGAACGUGCGCUCUGCAGAAGGACCCAGAGGUCAGGCAGAGGUACAAAUGCAGUCACUCCGAGUUUUCCUCGAGGGUCAGCAAAUGGGUGGAAUGUUUCUGUUUUGAAAUUGGGUUAUAUCUGCUACCCAAAGGACUUGGGGAAAUUUGCUCAUAAAAAUAUCCUUUACUGUAAAAGGAAGCAUUUUUAAAGGAAUAUCAGACCAGAGAACAUCUGACAAGCAGGGAAGGGGUAGAUCACUCUUAGGACCCUGGUUCAAAGAGAAGACAAGGUUGAAACAAUAAAUUUGCCACCUAGAUUUACUGGUAGCAGAAGUCGAAAGGAUAGUCUGAUACAGAAUUCUGUUCUCUGAAAACAGAAACUUUAGUGAUUCAUCUGCAGAGUCAACCAUUUUUUGUAUGUGGGUCUCCUUGCAUCAAGGACAUUGAGUAACACUGGUGAAGUCUUAAUUCUGUGGGUGCUUUUAGGAACUUCAGUCGGGCCACAUCCCUCCUUUCAGCCACGAGUAAUCACCAAGUUGCAAAUGGGAAUGGUUCAGGUGUAUGUUUUUUGGAACCCAAAAGGUUGGAGCCUUAAUAAAUGUUAGCACUUACUAACCUAGUUCUUUUUUCAUAACUUUAUUGAUAUAUAAUUCACAUACUCAUGAAGUUCACCCUUUUAAAGGUGUGCAUUUAAGUGGUUUUUAGUGUAUGCACAGUGUGCAUCCAUCACUGUACCUAGUUCCUGAGCA
Molecule: messenger RNA, 3260 nt
Organism: Miniopterus natalensis
Lineage: Eukaryota; Metazoa; Chordata; Mammalia; Chiroptera; Miniopteridae
Gene: PSMF1
Product: proteasome inhibitor subunit 1
Biological process (GO): proteasome-mediated ubiquitin-dependent protein catabolic process
Molecular function (GO): endopeptidase inhibitor activity; proteasome binding
Source: RefSeq, a predicted model, not a curated record